GAUUUAAAGGGGCAGCAGAGUCAGCCAAGAAAACGAUGUCGUCCCUGCCCCGUAGGAAACAGAGCAAAUUCACCACCACGCAUCCAUAUGGCAGCUUAAUUCGCCUUCCCUCUAGAUAGAUGCAUGGGGUGCUGCCGCGCCGCGCCGGCGUUGCGGUCGGCGUGCACCGCGGCCGUGGCGAUCUGCCUCCUCCCGGUGAUCGUACCGCUUUUGCUCAUCUGGCUGCCGCCGCUCUCCUUCGCUGUCGCCGUCGUCCGGUUCCACCGCCGACGAAGGUGGAUGGUGACCACGAAGAGGGGUGGAUGCUGCUUCCGCCGAGGUGAUGGAUGGUCGCCACCGGAGAGUCAGCCGGAGCCGGAGGGGCACCGGGUGGCGCUGCUACACAAGUACCUCGAGGAGCAGAUGGAACUCGUGGAGGCCGAUGCCGGGGAUGCCAUGGCGGCCUUGCUUGCAAGAAAUCCAUGGGCGGCGUAAGGCAAGAAACUCGCGCUUUCUUCCUGGAAACUGAUCCUUAUUUUUGUUCGAUUUUCCGGCCCAGGUGUUGUUCGUGUUGCUCGCGGGUUUAGCAACACAAGCUGCUGGUAGCAUCUCGUGAUUAGGUGUGUCUACGCAGCUGUUGGAUCAUUGACAUGUUAACCGGAAUUCUCGUUCAGUUCA
This is a messenger RNA of Lolium perenne, 657 nucleotides long. The record is from RefSeq and is a predicted model, not a curated record. NCBI's taxonomy places the organism in Eukaryota, Viridiplantae, Streptophyta, Magnoliopsida, Poales, Poaceae.